Aspergillus affinis is the source of this 792-nucleotide messenger RNA. RefSeq lists its product as uncharacterized. The transcript is spliced from 5 exons. The record is from RefSeq and is a predicted model, not a curated record. NCBI's taxonomy places the organism in Eukaryota, Fungi, Ascomycota, Eurotiomycetes, Eurotiales, Aspergillaceae. The coding region runs from base 1 to 792 and encodes 263 amino acids.
AUGUGCACACUAGUCGCGGAAAAGAGGGCAGCAGAUAGCCAGUUUUUGACGUUGACAAGAGUCAUCGAGAAUCCCGGGAACACGCUGUUCGACAUCAAUAAUCGCCAAGCUGGUUCAAUAUCCUCCGAGUUGAAAUCCUACUGUUCGCUAGUUGAGCGCAUUUUUUGCGAGAUCGGUGCGAUUCAGUCGAGCCUUGAGCAGAAUCAAUGCCGGAGAUUCCGACAUGGCAUAUUGAAGCUUCAUGCAGAAGAGGUCACUCACUCUCGGGGGCAUCGGUUAUGUCUAUGCCGUCCGCUACUGAAAACAAUGGGAAAAUCAUCUUCAUCCGGAACACAUGUGAAAUCCGACCGUGCAAUAGCUGAUGCGACAUCGGCAGGAGACAACGAUGAUUCCAAUGAUGCCCAACAUUCUCCAAUAGAAGCCCCAAAGGUCAACGACAUGCCAGCAACCCCAGCAGAAAACCCUCGCAAGGAGUACCUCCUACAAAUUAUCGGUCAUGGAAACUCGGUACUACUAAGCCACCUGGGUCCGAAUCGACCUGACAUCGCGGCAUUCGAGAGGAACUGUCCGUCUUUGGGGGAGAUCAUACCAGCAACUUUCGAAAGGGAACAACAGCAUUCUGAUGAGACUGUAGCCAAAUCUGCUUUAUAUUUGUUGAGCGACAAAGCUCCAUCCCUGAAGAUACCGCCUCAGCUCCCGAUUCCCAAGAUAUUGCCUAAUGAGCCCGAGGCAAGUACUGAGAGGCCCUCCAAGAGAGCUCGUACUGUUCAAGAGGAAGAUCCCGUCGACUAG